UGUUGAGAUGUGGCGAUAGCCGGCCUCUACUUGACGCGCACGUGUACGUGUGUGUAGAUAUAUGUUCUCGAUUAAAUGUUAGAAAUGCGGUAGGCAUUUGAACGUCGCCAAAUCUCAUCCGACUUAUCGAACAGCUGUCGCGCGGAAUGCUAAAGUCCGCCGUCUCCUCUUCUCGUCCAAUUCUCGUUUGAAGCACUCCGUUGUUUCAACUCAAGACUCGUUUAAUAGUUGAUACACCUACGGAGCAGCACACGCACACGUACAUAGAAGCACACACACGCACGGGAGAAAUUCGCCUCUAAUAACUGUGCCGCACUGGCACGUGUGAACGUAUCGAGCGGUACCUGUGCUUGCGCUGGCAUUAACAUUACCACCGCUGGUCAUCAAUCCGCACGUAAUCGCGAGGCUCAUCGGACUGAUUAAGAAGUGACGCUUCGGCCGUCGACGCUUCUGAUAAGAAACACGCGAACAAAAGACGAAGAGAAAAAAUAAAGACAUUUGAACAACAUCAACAACAUCAUCAACAACAACUAAAAAUAUUUAAAGUGCAUCGCUCCACCACCACCACCACCGCCUUCCGCCCGCCACCAUGGAGCUACUGGACGGGGGCGCCGCCGGACAUUUCGUCUCCGAGGCCGAGAACAUCAUCUACCGUGGCGAGCCGUGCUUCGGCUACGGAGACAUCGACUUCCUCGACGACUUUGACCCGCGACUCGAGAGCCCGUCGGCACCCGGCGGCGCUCACCGCGGCGUGGACGACGACGAUCUGAUGCCGUCGCCCGUCGGGGACGAUCAGCACGUGCGGGCCCCGCUUCACGUGGGGGGCCACCACGGCCCGGGCCCCUGCCUCCUGUGGGCUUGCAAGGCGUGCAAGCGCAAGACGAGCACCACGGACCGUCGCAAAGCCGCCACGAUGCGCGAAAGGCGCCGCCUGCGCAAGGUGAACGAAGCGUUCGAGACGCUCAAGAGAUGCACCUCCAGCAACCCCAGCCAGAGGCUGCCCAAGGUGGAGAUUCUGCGCAACGCCAUCCGCUACAUCGAGGGGCUUCAGCGGCUACUGCGGCAGCAGGGAGGAGGUGGUGGUGGUGGAGGUGGUGGUGGUGAGCUGGUUGGAGGCAACCACGAGGAUGGAUACUCGGACGGGGGGAUGUCGGGAGGGCGAGAUGAUGCGAGUGGAACGACGGAGUGUGGACGAGUGGCGUUUGGAAGAUCAGACACGGACUACGGAGGCCAAUACAACUCCCCCGUGCUUGAGGCCGCCGGAGUGAAGGGUGCGCUCGUGGUGUCCAGCCUUGACUGCCUGUCCAGCAUCGUGGAGCGAAUCUCCAGCGAGCAGAACCCCGGACCCGCCGGCCCGCCCGGCGGUGGCGGCCCCCACGCCAGUGGGCCCCCCGGUGGGCCCCCCGGUGGGCCCCCCGUUGGGCCGGCCUACGGCCACAUCCCCUCCGACGGGGGCCCGGAUCCCAGCCACGGUGGAGGGACCCUCGGGGAACCGGGACCACAGUUGUGUUCCAUUGGCCGAGACAACUCGAUCGCCCCUACCCCUGUGUACGAGGUGUUAUAACUGAAGCAAACGAAUCGGUGGGGGUGGCAGUGGGAUGGGGUGGGGAAACCUAAGUCAGAUACGGCUCAUGACUUCAUUUCUUGUGGCUCUCGGCCACGCGAGGCCCACCACUUCCAAACUUGCAGGCAUCUUGUACUAGAAGGGAGGAGGAGGGGGGGGUUACGUUCAACCUGGCAACAUCACUGCAUUUCCAAGGUUCGUGCCGUCAAUCACUUGUGUCACUGCCGUGAUGGAAGUGGCUGAGGUGGGUACUGUAUUGGUACGGUUGCCUACAUGUAGUUGUCUUUUUUUAACUCCUGUUCGGCUCUCAGCAAGGAAAAGGUUCCCCAACCCUGCACUAGAGUGUGUGGGCGCCCGUCUAAUUGUCUGUGUGUGUGUGUGUGGACAUAUAAACGAGUUGCAAUUGUAAGUCGAUUGGUAGUUGGGUUUAAGUCGACUCACUAAACGAAGCGAGUCUUCUUCUCAUUCUAGUCCCAUGGCCUUUUUGCGCAAUUGGAGGUACAACCCUUUCCUUCAGAGAAAAUCUCCUUGCAGUGUUCUCCAUCUGUCACUCCGUCAUCACAACCGAUAUCGCUGCCAUCCUGUCCAGCGCUUUGCUGUUUUAUGACUAACAGCCAGAUCGUGGUGUUCAUCCUCACCCCGCCCCUGUACCCAGCACUUUUCACGCUUGGUAAUCGACCACAUUGCAUCCUGGCCACGUGUUACUAAUGCAGUGCCGCAGUUUGCCGUGCUAGACACAACUUGGUUGCCUAUGUCUGUCCAGCUGUCUUGUUUCUCGCACGCUUUGAAAAAUCAAUCAAUAAUUACAUGCAGGAGGCUUUCGGUUCAGAGGCACCGAUUCUCCGUCGUUACUAGGGUUCUCACACCUCGCUGUUGAGUACACCGAGGAGAUCAACGGCUUCUUCUUUGACGUGACUAAGAUUUCUCUAGUUUUUACAAACUUCAUCCGGUUUGCCUUAAGCAGCUCUUGCGGAGCCGAGUCUCGUAUUUGCGUCGUUUUUACUCGUGGCACGUGCUGUCACGAUGCUGCCAAGAUAUUUUAACUUCCAGUGGCUGUCCAUCUGACAAUGAUGGUGAUCCUUUACUUUCCAGCAGUUCCUUUUUUACCAUUGAUGUUUAUUGUUGCAAAUAUUACUCAUCCUAUGGGGAAUUUUUUUUUAUCGAUAUCAUCUGCGAACCAGCAGGUUACAUAGCCUUCACUCUGUUCCUCCUCAAGUGCCUCUCACGUAAUGUACUCCAACACACAUGUACUCCAACACACAUGUUGGAGUGCCGUGCGGGAGGGAGACAGCGCACAACCCUGUCGCACUCCGAGCACGAUUCUAAACCAUUUCGUCAAUAGCGCAUCCCAUGCAUCGCCCAUUGUGUAGCCUGCCUUUGUGUUUAUAUGGGUGAAUUAUCCAACAAUCGGCUGCAUCACGUAGAGUAGAAACGCAGCAAGUCAAGGUGAAUUGUGUUGUAUACCGUAUUUGGACAUGGGAUCGUGGUUGGAUUGUGGACAGUAGCUCACGUGAUUCUGGACCAGCUUUGUCUCAUCUGACAUAGGAUCCAACAUAAAUACAUACAUACCAUAAAAAAACUAAUCCUUAUUUUAUCUGUUACAGAAUCCCGGAUUCAUCCAAUACAGAACCCUUGACUUAUACGAUUAAAGAACCGUCAACCCAUCGAAUAGAGAAUUCUGGGGUCAAUUUCGUCUAUUAGUUCAGCUUGUAGGUGUUGAUGAAUUUCACUCACUUCAGUGGCCAAACAGUAAAUCUUUUCAUCGAUUAAUAUAUUCACUACAGCAAAGCUUGACUCGAUUAUGAAAUUCAGUCUUGGUUGCAACUCGAUUAUAUAUGUGUAUACACGCACACAACCUCGCCAACACAAAUCUUCAUGAAAUAUUCCGUGCCUUAUUCUGUUACAUCAAAAUCGCGUGUGAAGCCAAACUAAUUUGUACAAGAGCCUGUUGUGUUAUUGCUGUUAUUACUGUACAGUAUUUUUUCUUAUUAUUGUGUUCUUGGUUUUGUUCAAUAUUAGUUUAGCACUCUCAAAGUCUCAAUUGUUUAAAGCUAAUUUCCUUUUUCUUCGUUUUUUUGUUUCAUUUGAUGUUUGUUUGGCUCUUCGUGAUUCUUCCUAGUAACUUUGUAUUUUUCAAGGUGAGCCAAAAAAAUUGAUACGGACCAUAUAGUUUAAUUUUUUUCACGGUAUCUGUGUGAUUGCUCACACGUUAUCUGUUCUGUAUUAUCACGAUUAUUAUUGUGAUUGUUAUUGCAAAAACCCAAGAACCAGGGCCUCGGUGCCAAUAAAAAAAAACAACAAUAGUGCGUUUAUGCGAACGCCCGUUCAUUUAUAAAUUGUGGCAUAAUACUGUGGUUGCUGAAUGUAUUUAUGUUUGUAAUUUUUUUAAUUUAUUUCUUACAAGCAAAAAAAAAGUAUGACAUUUUUUUUUGGAUCGCGGCCCCAAAUUUGUGUACUGUAUGUCAAAAUAAAAAUACGAAUACCAAAGUGCCAAAGCUUGUUAAUAAAAUAUAUAAAAAUGUCUAAA
Lethenteron reissneri (Far Eastern brook lamprey) is the source of this 4091-nucleotide messenger RNA. Its product is annotated as myogenic factor 5-like. NCBI's taxonomy places the organism in Eukaryota, Metazoa, Chordata, Hyperoartia, Petromyzontiformes, Petromyzontidae. Gene Ontology annotation, molecular function: protein dimerization activity; RNA polymerase II cis-regulatory region sequence-specific DNA binding; DNA-binding transcription factor activity, RNA polymerase II-specific. Gene Ontology annotation, biological process: skeletal muscle cell differentiation; muscle organ development; regulation of transcription by RNA polymerase II. The record is from RefSeq and is a predicted model, not a curated record.